Molecule: messenger RNA, 1688 nt
Organism: Columba livia (rock pigeon)
Lineage: Eukaryota; Metazoa; Chordata; Aves; Columbiformes; Columbidae
Gene: CIMIP2A
Product: ciliary microtubule inner protein 2A
Exons: 7
Coding region: 268-1227 (319 amino acids)
Cellular component (GO): nucleus
Source: RefSeq, a predicted model, not a curated record
UGAACACAUAUUUGUGCUGGGGUUGCCUCCGAGGAACAUCUGGCGCUGCUGUCCCAAUGGCUACGAGCCCUGACAAAAGCUCUAAAAUCUCUGUGCUCAUCCAGAAUUUCCAGGUGGGGGAAGAAAAAGCUGCGCCCGAAAACCUGACGAGCUGCUGCAGCUGGAGCCGCCGCUGGUACCGCCAUCGCUCCGGCAGCAUCACAGAGGUUUCCCGGGUGACCACACCGCGCUGAGCUCCCUCCUGCCACAACCAGCGCCGGAGCGGCCAUGGCAGGGCCCAGGGAAAACCGCUUCUUCCCUCCCAACCCCUACUACAUCCCCGGCUAUGACGGCUUCAUCCCUCAGUACAACUACCAGUUUGGAGAGACCUUUGGCAAAACCACCCACCGUCUGCUGACGGACCCCACUGUUGCGAAGAGCCCUCGGCCCUUGCUGGCACCGCUGCACAAGCCCAAGUUCAUCGAGGACUUCAGCGGGACCACGCACGGUGACCAGGGGUAUCUCCCGGGGCGUCCAGGGUACUUUCCCUAUGAGAAAGCUGGGGCUGCAACAAGCUUUCCCGAACCAGUCCUUGGGCCAAAACCUCUUCCAGUGCCGGUAGACGACGACCUGACAAUGACAAGCAUGGAUCCCAUGUCCCGUCACUACCCCGGCGAGUACGUCCUGAGGGCACGGAUGCCACACGGGUACCCACGGAAGAUUUCGUGCCAUCCCGCCACUGAGAGACGAGAGUGGAAAUUGCCUGAGCUAAUCCCAGCCGUCAGGCAGGAAAAAAUGCACAAUAUCAGCCAGCUGAGCGGCGCCUUGGUGGGAAGCAAACCGCCUGUACAAAUGGAAGGAGAGGCUGAGACUGCGGACGCGCAGCGAGCUUAUCGGUUACCAAGACUGGAUGUACCACGUGUGAUCCAACAGAAAGUCAUUCCAGGGUACACUGGGUUCAUCCCCCGCUACCUCUGGGUUUAUGGCGAGAACUACGUCCAGGCUGUGAAGGAAGCCAUGGAUGAAUUUGACCGAUUUCAGUUUUUGCAGAGAAACCCAGUUUCCAGCUUUGGCAAGAGGUUUCCCCAAACAUACUGGCCUAACAACAAGAUUUACACCGAUGCUGGACUGAUACCUUUCUACAGCGGCUUUGUACCAGAGCUGCGCAACACCUACGCGCUGACUUUUAAUAACAGCACCCGAAAAGCUUACGGAAAGGAAAAAAGGAGACGAGCUGGUGCACUGUGAAAAAUGCUUUAAUGGUGCCUGUACAGCAGCUGAAGUGACUUUGAAACAGGAAGAGGAACACAAACACAGACAGAAGUUUUGAAUGAAAGAGUUCAUACAGCUUUAAACAAAAUUUACAGGUGGUAACUGCAUAGCUUUUACUCUGCCUCGGCCUCUUCCUCCUCCUCAAACUCCCCCUCCUCCUCAGCUGUGGCAUCCUGGUACUGCUGGUACUCAGACACCAGGUCGUUCAUGUUGCUCUCAGCCUCUGUGAACUCCAUCUCGUCCAUGCCCUCGCCCGUGUACCAGUGCAGAAAAGCCUUUCGGCGGAACAUGGCCGUGAACUGCUCAGAAAUGCGUUUGAACAGCUCCUGGAUGGCUGUGCUGUUACCAAUGAAGGUGGCAGACAUUUUCAGGCCACGAGGUGGAAUGUCACAGACCGCUGUUUUAACGUUAUUAGGAAUCCACUCAACAAAAUAGCU